This is a messenger RNA of Closterium sp. NIES-65, 6189 nucleotides long. The record is from the annotation of a GenBank genome assembly. Lineage: Eukaryota; Viridiplantae; Streptophyta; Zygnematophyceae; Desmidiales; Closteriaceae.
AUGGAUUCGUACGUCCAUCCGAACAAUAGCUGGUUGCCGCCUGACGUGGCGGCACAGGCGGCGAGCGAGGAGCCUGGGAGGUUCCACGCUGUUGCCGAGGAGGUUCAGGCCGCGUGGAAACGCGGGAAAGAGCAAGGCCAUGGCGGAGAGACUUUGAAAUGGGUCUCCGUCGUCAACAGCUUCGUGGCGUCCAAGUCUCGUCUGGAGGUCCCUGAUCUGGAGCUUGUGUCAGAGACUGCCCUCGAUAUAAUCACAAGCUGCCGUGGCCCUAGGGAUCUCUUCAUUCAGAUCCGUUGGUCUCAGUGCCUCUCCCGCAUCCUGCGCAAGCACCGCUACUCGCUCUCCCUCUCCAUUCCCUGGCGCCCGCUCUACUCCAUCCUCGCUAUACACCUCCCCUCUGCUCCAGGGUCCAACCCCCUGCCUGGGUACGUGGGAGCGGCGCUGCUGCAGAUUCACAUCAACGCCAUCACAGAGCUCAUCAGGCGGGGGAGAAGGUUCUUCCCCCCCAACUCUGCUGCUGACAUCUGGGCCUUCCUCAGGUGCGCCUCUGUUGCCCCCAGACGCGCCUCUGUUGUCCUCAGGCCACAAUUCGCUGACGUCAGCAGCAAUGAUGCUCUGGAGGCGGCGGCUCUGCUAAAUCUUCUGCUGCCAACCAUGUGCCGCCACGUGGCACCAGGCGAGGAUGAUGCCUCUGCUGAAUGGAGUGUCUGGGUGCCGGAGUGGCUUUCAUUGUGGUCCUCUAUUCCCCACUGCACCUUCUGGGACGCUCAGUGGAUCUCUCUCCUCGCACGCUUAGCUAAGCACCAGCAGCUACGCCACCAGCACCAAGCCACCUCCUCCUCCCCACCUCCUCCCUCCUCCUCUCCCUCCUCUCCCGCUUCCCAUCCUCUCUCCCUCUGGUCUCCUCACCUUCCUUUCCUUUUCCAGAAGAUUCUCGAGUCUUUCUCCCUCCCCAUCGGCCAAUCCCCGUCCGCCACGUCAGCGCAACUUGAGCGCCCCGUCUCUCCAGCAUGCGCGCGUGUCUUCCUAUCACUGCUUGACAGGUGGCAGCAGCGCAGAGUGCCGCACCAGCAGCAGGUGGUUCGGGCUGUAGCUGGCGCCAAGCUCGUUGUCUGGCUGCUGGCAAACCCCGAACCUGCCGCCCAUGGUUUGGAUGCCGAACCUCCUGCUUCGGGCUCGGACCGAGCCAUGGAGAUGCAGGGAGGAGCGGCGUCGGUGCUGCGGCUGUUUGAUAAGCUAUCGAACGAUCUGGAGCAGUUCUUUCAUCCAUCCAACGGUGGAGAAUGGACAGGGCUGCUGGAGAAGAUGAUUCACUCUGCUACUUACCACCUCAUGAAGAGAAUCGCAGCAGAGAAGAAGAUUCUCGGUGACAGGUACCCCUCGGGUGCUCCUUUUUCCCUGUCCCCUGCUACGACCACUGCCUUCAUCCGUCUGCUCACCCGUCUCAUUCACAACCGCGCUCUCUUCAGCAAGAGCCCCACCCUCUCUGCCGUCGCCUCCCGCGUGGCUUCCUCCCUGUCCUACCUGGCGCCACGUGUCACUCUGCCAGUGGUCCUGGAGAGCUUCCAGGGUGCGCUGACCACUGUCACAGCAACACACCAGCUCGAGUCCGCCCUCUCGACCCUCGCGCUCUCCGUGCGCCCCUUGCUGCUCGCUGCUGCUCAAACCCUCACAGACCAAGACUCUACACUUGACUCUAUGGAGGUGGAUGGAUCAGGAGCGGUGGGGGCUGGGGAGGGUGGUGGCAUGGACACGUGGCAGGAGAUGAUUGGGCGGGCGAGGGAGGUGGUGUCUGAAGCGCUGGUGGCGACGCUCCCUGGAAUUGAUGCCAACGACCCUCCCAAGACGCUCGCCACUCUGCACCUCUACCUCUCUGUCUUCUCUUCCAUUGGUCCAAUUGGGGACGAGGAAAGCCCGUUCUCGCUCUCCAUUGAUUGGUCCACGUGGCUGGAGGACUUUCUCUCCCGCCUCUUCUCCCUGUUCUCUCACUUGGAGAGUGCUGCUCCCACUGCUACUGUGGCGAGCGCUGCUGCAGGCACUGAGAGGUCUUUCCUAAUGAAGGAGGCGGAGGGAUCAACCUUCCGCUCCACCGUCAGCACUCUCUUCGCCCGCCUCUCUCCUCCUCUCCUCAAUCAGGUCAUCUCAAGGGUGGAGCGCUAUGUGUCCAGCUCUGUCGUCCGCGGGUGUGAGGAGGAGAUCGGCACACUCGUGGCAGCUCUGGCCUAUGCUGCUCCUGAGGCCACCUGCACUCGGAUCCUUGCCGGAGUCAUGGAUUCUGCCAUGUCCCUCCUCCAAUCGCUGCUUGCCACGUCAUUCCUGGGGCUUGCUGAGUCUCCUGCUGCUGCUGCGGAUGCAGGGGAGGCACUGAAACUGCCAGCCAAUCAGCUGUCGACAACUCAGGAGGCCACUGUUCUCUUCCACAUGCAUCUCGUCAGCAACGCUGUCCCCUUUAGUGGCUCUGCUUUGAUAGCACAUAAAAACCGCCUCAUCGCGCUUAUCGAUGCGGCCUUCUCAUCCACGUCCCAGAAGCUUAUUGACAAGUACCUGGGCGGCGCGUUGAGGGACAUCCGGUGGUUGCGCACAAGGCCUGCCACGUCAGCAUCAGCCAGCUCAGCAGCAGUUGGAGCCAAACUGGCCUGGCGAGUGGCCCUUCGCCGCCUCUGGGCCGUUUUCUCCGGCACCCGAACCAACCUCCCGGACCUGACCACCAGGUUCGGGACCCAAGCCUCCGGCGCACCCAGCGACGCCAUGUCACCAGGCACCCCUCUAGCAGUGGUGGGACGGUCGGGAGUGACUAUAGGCGAUGUUACUAUGCGCGAGGAAGCUUCUGGGGAGCUUCAUGAGGCGUGUGUGUGGCUGGUGAGGCGGCAGAGGGACGACACUCAGACGCUGGCGCUGCUGGCGGAAGUGGAAGGGCUGUUGUUGAACCCAGGUGAGGGGGGGGGGGGUGAAACCCAUACAUACAGGGAACUGCCUGUAUGGCGACAGAGGGAUGACACUCAGACGCUGACGCUGUUGGCAGAAGUGGAAGGGCUGUUGUUGAACCCAGGUGAGGGGAGUGGGUGUGGCACGCAUACAUACAGGGAACUGCCUGUGAGGCAGAGGGAUGACACUCAGACGCUCACACUGCUGGCUGAAGUGGAAGGGUUGCUGCUGAACCCAGUGUUGGCGGGUGGUAAGGCAGAGGGAUCACACUCAGACGCUCAUGCUGCUGGCAGAAGUGGAAGGGUUGCUGCUGAACCCAGGCCGCCGUGGGUGCUGGCAGAGCUGGCAUACGAGCAUCUCCUCUGGAGGGCCUCUCAGGCGCACUUCAAGACAAUCUACGCCGGCCAGCGCCGCCCACUGCCCCUCCCUAGGGCGGUGAAGGUGCUGCUGGGAGAUCUGCUGCUGCUGUCGGUGCACCGAUAUGCGUCCGUGCAGGGUGUUGCGCGUGCCAGCCUGGAGCUCCUUCUCAAGCGCUUCCCGCCAGCUGUCGACACGGCAUUGCGCCAGCUGGCGCCGUGUGUGGCUGGGGAGGCAGGCGCAGUGGCAAGGCUGCUCAGGAUGGGGAAGAGUGCUGGCAGCAACGGUGGUGAUGGCAAUGGUGACCGAGAGAAGCAAGAGAGUGAGGAAGAGAAGGUGGAGGAGAUGAAAACGGCAGAGGAGGGAGAGGAAGUGGAGGAGAAGGAGGACAGGGAGGAGGCAGCAGUGGGGGCCUGCCAGGUGUUCGUGAGCCGGCCGAUCAUGCGCAAGAUCGCUUACGACUGGCGGGCUUUGGCUCCUUUCCUCUCUGCACUCCUGGCCUCGCACUCCAUUGAUUCUCUCAAGGCUCUUAACGCCAUCAACCAGCUCUUCAUCGCGUUUGUCUCUCGCUUCGCUGGAGUGAACCCGGUUCGGCCCCGCCGGGUGCCUGCUAUGGGAGAGGAGCAAGGUCAAGUGGAGCAGACUGAGGGGGAGGAGAGUGGGUGGGAGAGCGGGUGGGAGUCUAGUGGUGCACCUUUCUCACCCCCCUGCACCCCCCACCUUUUCCCUCGCCCCUUGCCCGUUCCCUCCCCGUGCAUUCUUCCUCUUACGAUCCGCUAUUCCAGAUACGCUAUUCUCUUUCUCAGCCAUGAGACUGGGCGAGCUGCAGCUAAGGAGAAUUCUUACGAUCCUCUAUUCCAGAUACGCUAUUCUCUUUCUCAUGGCCAAUGCACUGCUCGCCCUCCUCUCCUGAGGCGCCUCAAAACUCCCCAGCCAACCUUCCUGUCUCCCUCCUCUCCCCCUCCCUCUCUCCCAGGGGCAAACGGGCGGGGGAGGGGCAGGGGCGGCGGGGGAAGGCUAGCGGGUCUAUUUGGCGGAGGGGGAGGGGGGAAUGGGGCGGGCGGGGGCGACAAUCCUGGAGCUACAGUAUCCGCACUGUUCAGCGCGGGGCUUGGAGCGUCUGCCACGUCAGCGCUGCUCUCAGAUUGGCCGAGGAGCAGGUCCCGGGGGUUGGUGCCGUCCUGUCCGCAGUCGUCCUCAUUUGUGGUGGCGAAUGCGAUGCUCUUUGAGCUGCUCGUGCAAGCUUGUGCUGCUGCUGGUGCUGCUGCUGCUGCUGGUGCUGCUGCUGCUGCUGGUGCUGCUGCUGGUGCUGCUGCUGCUACUGCUGCUGCUGCUGGUGCUGGCGCUGCUGCCGAUUCCCCUGCAGCUGCAGACGCUGCUACUGAUAGUAACGCAUCUGGCGCCGCACCUGGCAGCACAGCAGCAGUGACAGCCUUCCUGCACGCACUCCACCCAUGCCUGCAAGACCUGGUAUCCAAAGAGACUGACAAGGGAGCACAGAGCGCAGCAGCAGAGAUCACCGCAGGCCUCCUUGCCUCUGCACACCCUGGUGUGCUGCACGCCUGGUGUGCCGAGCCUGAGCCAGAGCAGGCGAAACGUCUGAUGCUGCUGGUGGUGGCGGUAGGGGAGAUGGGGCAAGGGGAGGGAAGGUCUGAGCCUGGAAGUAAGGAGCAGCAGAAGGAAGCUGAGGAGGAAUUGGAUUUCCUUGUGAGAUUGGCAGAUGAAGCUAAGGGGCUGAUGACGCAUAGCGCGAGACAGGUUCGUCAGCUUCUGGGGGAGGUGUUAUCUGCUCUUCUGGCUGCACUCAGCACUAGAUUCGCUGGUUCGGCCUCUUCCUCCUCUUCCGUGUCUGCUGCUGCGACUGCCAGCCUGUCGAAUCAUAUCUUGGCAGAAGCUGCCAAAGCUGCUACAGUGAUCAAGUCCAUGGGAAGCAGCACCGAGCAGCAGAAAGAGACAAAGGAGGGUUCGAAGAAACAAGAGGGGGAGAUGGAAGGGGUGGUGGAGGGGAAGGAGGGAGGGGAUGAGGAGAGCAGUGAAGCAGGGAGGGAGGGAUCUGAAGAGGACAAGAGCGUGUGGACAAUGGAAUCGAUUCUCUACUUCAUCAUGUCUGCUGUCAAGUCGGGAGACGCUCCUCCAUUCCUCCCAACGAUCGUCGCUCUGCUGCCACCUCUGCUCUCCAUCCAGGAAACCCCCAACACGGACCUUUCUCUCCUCGCCAAGCAAUGUCUCGCCUACACCAAGUACCUGCCCCUCCCUGCAACCGCCGUGCCAGCAGCAGCAGCGGCGGUGCAGGCAGCAGCACAGUCGGGCAACUGGAAGGAGAGGGCUGCUGCUCUCUCGCUCUGCCAGUCCUUUGUCUUUCGCAAUGGCUUCCUUCUGUCGCCCGCCGACCUCUCAUCGCUCCGUGAAGCAGUCAUUGCCUGCCUGCAAGACCCACAGCCAGAGGUGCGUGACAUGGCAUCCGCCACGCUGGCAGGCCUUUUCAAGGCAGCCCAACAGGGUGACACGUGGCCAGCUGUCAUUCGCCAGAGCUUCAUCCAAUCAGCUGCAGCCACGCUCAAGGCCUCGAGAGCCUCCCGCAGACGGGCCAGUGGGGGAAAACCGUUGGAUGCUGACUCGGCAGCCAAGGCGGCAGCACGGACGGUCAAGAUGCAUGGAUCGGCGCUUGGGCUUGCAGCUGCCGUGCGAUCAGCACCAUACGAUGUUCCCCUCUGGUUACCAGACGUGCUGCUGUCGCUUGCCAGCCUGGCAGGAGAGCCUGCUCCAGUUGGGCCUGCGGUGGGGAAGGCUCUGGGGGACUUCAAGCGCACACACGCCGACAGCUGGCACAUCCACAAGGAGGCGUUCAGUGCGGAGCAGCUAGAGGUCAUCAACGACCUAUCUUCAACUGUGGGUUAUUUUGUGUAG